AUGGAAAUUCAUAUUGAUAAUGAAACAAAAUUAAAACUUCAUGGUCUUCAUCAACAUUGUGUUAAAUUACGUAAAAAUGACAAGAAUCGAAAAUUAAUUGAUUUACUUGGUAAAUUAGAAUUUAAUCAAGUAGCUAUUUUUGUUAAAUCAAUAUCACGUUGUACAGCUUUAUGCAAAUUAUUAACUGAACAAGGUUUUACUGCUAUUGAAAUUCAUCGUGAAAUAUCACAAGAAAAACGUUUGGCACUUUAUAAAGAAUUUAAAGAAUUUCAAACACGUAUUCUUGUUGCGACAAAUUUAUUUGAACGUGUCAAUAUUGUAUUUAAUUAUGAUAUGCCAGAAGAUACAGAUACUUAUCUUCAUCGAUUCAUAUGGACAACACAAGAACUCUGCGUCAGGCUGGAUAUGACAGUACCAGCUGUAACUUAA
Molecule: messenger RNA, 429 nt
Organism: Rotaria sp. Silwood2
Lineage: Eukaryota; Metazoa; Rotifera; Eurotatoria; Philodinida; Philodinidae
Source: the annotation of a GenBank genome assembly